This is a messenger RNA of Meriones unguiculatus (Mongolian gerbil), 492 nucleotides long. RefSeq names its product small EDRK-rich factor 2. NCBI's taxonomy places the organism in Eukaryota, Metazoa, Chordata, Mammalia, Rodentia, Muridae. The coding region runs from base 18 to 197 and encodes 59 amino acids. The record is from RefSeq and is a predicted model, not a curated record. The transcript has a single exon.
GAGCCGCUGCCGUCGCCAUGACCCGCGGUAACCAGCGAGAGCUCGCCCGCCAGAAGAACAUGAAGAAGCAGAGCGACUCGGUUAAGGGGAAGCGCCGAGAUGAUGGGCUUUCUGCUGCCGCCCGCAAGCAGAGGGACUCGGAGAUCAUGCAGCAGAAGCAGAAAAAGGCAAACGAGAAGAAGGAGGAACCCAAGUAGCUUUGUGGCUUCGUGUCCAACCCUCUUGCCCUACGCCUGUGUGCCUGGAGCCAGUCCCACCAUGCUCGAGUUUCUUCCUGUAGUGCUCACAGGUCCCAGCACCGAUGGCAUUUCCUUUGCCCUGAGUCUGCAGCGGGUUCCUUUUGUGCUUCCUUCCCCUCAGGUAGCCUCUCUCCCCUUGGGCCACUCCUGGGGGUGAGGGGUUACCCCUUCCCAGUGUUUUUUAUUCCUGUGGGGCACACCCCAAAGUAUUAAAAGUAACUUUGUAAUUAAAAAAAAAAAAAAAAAAAAAAAA